This is a messenger RNA of Bombus pyrosoma, 1755 nucleotides long. It is a transcript of the gene GABPI, whose product is annotated as palmitoyltransferase ZDHHC23-B. Bases 506 to 1333 code for a protein of 275 amino acids. The transcript has 4 exons. Gene Ontology annotation, biological process: peptidyl-L-cysteine S-palmitoylation; protein targeting to membrane. Gene Ontology annotation, cellular component: Golgi apparatus; endoplasmic reticulum. The record is from RefSeq and is a predicted model, not a curated record. NCBI's taxonomy places the organism in Eukaryota, Metazoa, Arthropoda, Insecta, Hymenoptera, Apidae. Gene Ontology annotation, molecular function: protein-cysteine S-palmitoyltransferase activity.
AUUUAACGAUUUUAACCAAAUAACAAAUACUAAACCGAGAUAAGAGUUGACCUUCGAUGUUUUUGUAAAAUGUUGAUAAUUUAAGAUAUUCUAAUUUUUUUCUGACAAUUUUUUUCCAUUAAAGUUGGCUUUAUUUUCAAUUUGCGUCAUAUUCCCGCCAUGCGCUUCACGUUUGCAGUUUCAUGCGCAACGAAUUACAACAAAUGUCAGGUAGGAGAAUGACGAACACGUAUAACAAGGUGACGAAGUGGCAAUAGCAAUACUGGCAAUGAUUUUGAGAAAAACAUCAAUGGUUUAAAUUGUCUGCGGUGUAUUUGUUACCUGAGUUGAGUGAAUGGAAUCCGUGAAAGAAUUUUUGAACGAUUAGUCACAGUUUUGAAUUAUUAGAAUACAAUAUUGACACCAUUGUUCUUGCAUAAAGUACACAUUACAUACAGCAAAUGCCAUUGGGCUACGGAAUCCCUGUGGUUGGAGAGCUGGUGCUAAGCAAAUUUCAGUCGAUGCAAUGAUACCAAUAUUUGCAGUCCCAACAUUGACAGUAAUAGCCGCGCAAACAGUGUUAUGUACUAUAAUUAUAUUUGUUGCAACACCAAUAUUGGUGUAUUACUUGCAUCACAACUUCCUUAGAUUUCUUCUACGUACCAAAUUUUUUUUAAUGUGGACAAUUACCAGUGUAGUUAUGUUGAUGCUGAUCUUUGAAAUUAGUGUUGUACCAUUACUAGAAAUUUUGCUAGAAGAGAAUCUAGUAUUUAUAAUGUGUGUUGUGGGUGGUAUAUGGUGCGGCUACAUGACUAGAUUAAAUGCAGAUUCUGCAACCCAAGAAGGUAGUUUAACUCAAGGUUUAGAGCUUGGCGAAGGAAGUGGAGAACUUUGUAUUACAUGUAGAAGAAGAGCACCUCCUAAAGCGCAUCAUUGUCGAAUGUGUCAGACAUGCAUCCUUAAUAGAGAAUAUCAUUGUAAAUGGUUGGAUUGUUGUAUAGGUUCAAGUAAUUUAAGAUGGUACUUGGGAUGUUUAUUCUUCUCAGCUAUAGCUUUUAUUUACGGUUCUAAUUUGACUAUGACUAGUGUAUGUCAUCCAUUUAUACUUAUUGGUACUGUUCUUUUACCAGAUGAUUGCAGUGACGUAUAUCAUCAAUUAGACAUUGCCCUUUGCUUCAUCUCUGCACUCUACAGCUUGCUUGUUGGGCUAGUGGUAGUUUGUUAUUUAAUAUAUCAUCUUUGGUUAAUUUACCUUGGUACAACAUCGAACGAACGACGUCUUCUGGAAGCUGGAAGUCCAUAUGACCAUGGAAUGUUAAAAAAUGUAUCUCGAUUAUUUUGUUGCAAAACUUAGUUACUUAAGGUUUACUUAAUAACUUAAGUUUUAUGUUGUAAAACAUUAAACUUACUUUGUAUGGAAGGUGAUACUUUGUACUAUGUAAAAGAUAUUAGAAAAAUUGAAACAAUUGAGGCCAAACAGCAGGCAUAGCAGUAUGUGAAAACACGCACUUUAAUAUUUAUUUCAUAAUGCAUUUUAUAAUACUUUAAUACUUAUUCUUGUUCUUUCUUUAUGAUAACAAGGUAUGUACUUAAUACUCUUAAGCUAUUGCUCAUAAUAUGAAACUUAAUAAAAACAUAUCAUGAUGUAAAAGCGCUGAUCUCAGUUAUAGUUUUAAUUAUUUUUAUUCUAUUAUUGCGCACAUCACUUAUAUAUUUAUUAUAACUGUGAUAAAAUGGCCAUUGUACUAAUUAGCACAAUAAAAUAUAUUACUCAAU